Molecule: messenger RNA, 2796 nt
Organism: Pelobates fuscus (common spadefoot toad)
Lineage: Eukaryota; Metazoa; Chordata; Amphibia; Anura; Pelobatidae
Gene: TRIM29
Product: tripartite motif containing 29
Exons: 10
Coding region: 191-1801 (536 amino acids)
Molecular function (GO): zinc ion binding
Source: RefSeq, a predicted model, not a curated record
AGCUGUAGCUGCAACAUCUCUUAAUCACAUCUGCUUUGUUAAGGCUCACCUGCAAAAAUCUGGUUUCUUCUUCAGUAGAAGUUUGAGUCACAUAUUCAGCGCUGUGCAAUUUGCUCUCUAUAUCAUCAAGAGGUUUCAAAGUACAGAAGAUCCUUAAAAGGAGCAGCAAGCAAGAAUAUCAAGAGAAGCAAUGGAAGAACAAGAUAAAACAGCAAAUGGCUCACACUCUGAAAACGCAAAUGGCAGCUGUACUGUAGACUCUCCAAAUAAAACUGAUAACAAAGACAUACCAAAUGGAACCACCAUGGAACAGAGUAAUGUAAAAACGACAAUCCUAAAAACAACCAUUGGUUCAGGGGGUGCAAAGAUUGGCAGCAGGGCAACUAUUCUUAGUUCAUCUGAUUUAAAAGGGCCUACCAGCCCUGGGCCUGUUACUGACCACUCCGAUUCUAGAAGGUCAGUUCGUGUUAGUGUAGGGUCUAACUAUGAUCAAGAUGAUGUACUGUGUGAUUCUUGUAUUGACGACAAGAAGAGAGCAGUUAAAUCAUGCUUGGUCUGCCAGACCUCUUUUUGUGAUAUCCACCUCAAACCCCAUCUGGAAGGGGCUGCUUUUCGGGACCAUAAGCUGCUAGAGCCCAUCAGAGAUUUUGAAGCUAGAAAAUGCCAGUUGCACAGCAAGACUAUGGAGCUGUUCUGUCAGACUGAUCAAACAUGCAUCUGCUACCUAUGCAUGUUUCAAGAACAUAAGAAUCACAAUACGGUCACAGUGGAAGCUGAGAAAUAUGUAAAGGAGUCAGAGCUGUCCGAAAUACAAGAACAGCUUCAUCUCCAGCUCCUGGAUGUGGAUGAUGAAGUAGAGAAAUGGCAUAAGGAAAAAGACCGUAUCAGAAACUUCGUAACAAACCAAAAGUCAGCUGUGGAUCACAGCUUCAAGGAUCUAAUUAGAGAGAUUCAGAGACAACAGGAAGAGGUGAAAGUACAACUGGAGCAAAAAGAAAGAGCUGCUGUGGAUCUUAUUGAACAGAUUGUCAGUGACCUACAAGUGAAACGUGAUCAACUACAAGAAAAACAACAUGAUGGUGAUAAACUGUUGCAUACCACGGAUGCUGUACUGUUCUUGCAGGAGUUCCAAAUGGUGAUAAGGAAUGCUCCACAAAUUCCUCCUCUGCCCACCUACACUGUGACCUUAGAAGGAGAAAGGCUGACACAGUCAAUGGGUCAACUACGUGAAGAAAUGUUGUCAGUGUGCAAGAAGAAUGUGGAUAAAUACUGCAAGACUGAAAGUAACCGCAAUUUGGUGGAAAAAAAUGCUGAAAACCGAUAUGCAAUGAAAGAUCUUACAUCAGAUUGGGCCCAGCCAGGUGACUCAUAUGGAAGAUUUGGAUCACUUUUUAACAUGAAAGGUGGUCGUCAGUCUUUUCAGACAUCUUCUCCCGCACGUUUAACUGAAAAUGUUGCUUCAGGUUUGAACAGCAUCUAUGGAACAAAAGGAAAUUUCAGGAUGUGGGACGGAACUCCCCUUCAGGCUCAAGAAGAAACCCCCAGCUACUCAUCCUCGAACUUUUCUCAGAAAGGCACCAGUCCAGCUGCAUCAUUCCAGUAUUCCUCCACUGUGACAUCCACAGAGUCCACCGGUCAACAAGAGAACCCCUUUAACAUGAAUGUGUAUCCAAUGAUGUCAAGGCACCAACCUACUAAGCCUUUGCCCCAAACAUGGAAAUCCUCCAAGCAGAGCCUACUGACUCAACAACGCCCUUUUUAUGUCAACAAGGGAAAUGCUGCAAACACUGAGUCUCCGUGAAUCUCUGUAGUCAUCUGAAUAAAACAUGUGUGGAUGAUAAUAACGUUCUAAUAUCACUAUGUAGAUUUACUGAGCUGGAGGCAAAACGAGAGGGGUACAGAGGGCUCUGAUUAACAUUUUCUUUGCCACUGAAAUGAUUAAAAAUUUACUAUGUUUAAAUAUGAGUACCAAAGCAUGUUUUAAUCUUGCCUCUAGCAAUAAUCAGAUAUUUGAAUUGGGUUGGGUAAACCAUUUAUUUUCAAAUGAACCAAAGCAAAUAGGAAAGAUUGAAUUGAUUAAUUCAAUGUUACAAUAACCCUCUGUCUAUGUGUAUUUUUUAUCAUUUAUUCUUAAUAUAUCCUUAAACAAAGUGAUAGAAGACAUGAUACAUAAAAAAAAAUUCACUUAUUUGCAAUUUACAAUAAUUCACCAAAAGUGUUUUAGAUUUAUGUAGCCAUGUGACAUCAUCUCUAUAUUAUAUGUUUCUCGAGAAGUCUGAGUUUUAUAAUACUGACUUGGGAUUUUUGUUCAUUGUUGUCUUUCUUAAGCCCUUUUAGCCAACUGUCCUUAAUAAAAUAUAUAAGUACAAAGCACAUCGAAAAACUGAAUAUCUCAUAGAAUCCUAACCCGUGUUUCUGAAUUAUGUAUUUGAUGUAUGUCAUUUUGAAAACACUAUGUUAGAUAAAUUAAAUAACAUAUAAUUGAAAAAAGUAGAUAUACUUUCUAGACUCUUUAGUUUGCAGAAAUAAGGAUCUAUCCUACGCAGACAUAAAGAGCAAUAUUUUUAACUCAGCUUCAUUGGAAAAUAAUCUUCGCAGUUUAGAAGAUGCUGCCUUGCUUUUCCUCUCACCAGAUUGCCUUGGUGAAAUUAUAAAAUCAAUUUCAGUAAUACAAGAUUUAUUUGUCUCCUGCAUCUUUGGAUGAAAAAAAGCUUCAAUAUUUUGUUUCACUGCAUGUUCUGGAAAACAAAUUGCUACAUUUUUCUCCAUAUUGGCAAUAUACAGUUUCAAAAUAUU